GAAGGCGCGGCUUUGUUUUCGCUUUUUGUGGCGACGGUGAGCGCCGGUCCUCGGGCCUCUCCGGCCCCUCGGGGGACGCCCCAUCCAGGACCGGCCCGAGGCAUCUUCCACAGGUCGAAACAACUCUUCGGGAUCACGAUUCGGCGACGUUACUUCCAUUUCCCGUCAGCGCAGAUGAGGUGACGAAGAAGGGUCGAAAUUCCCCAGAGGGAUGAUUUUAAGGCGGCGAAGCUCGUUGUCUGAGGGGACUGCUGAUAUUUUAACCUGGGUGUACAUCAGCCUGGUGAUUGGUGGUUCAUCCAACUCGACCGAAACCCCAGCAUCCUGUUCGCCCUUCACAUUAAAGAUGGAAUCUCAGAACUUCCAUCACAACCUGACGUGGGGAUUAAACAACUGUCCUAUUACGCCCACUAGAUUCACGGUGCAAUAUACAGUCAUCAGUCAAGGCGACAAUUUCACCGAGGUCUCCGAGUGCACCCACACCCCGAGUUUCUACUGCGACCUGACCGACAGAUUCACAGACAUCGAGGAGAGCUACAUCACCCAAGUGUGGGGCUUCGCCGGGGACCGCGUCUUCACUGAAAAUCUGGAAUUCAUGCCGAUAAAGGACACAAUUCUAGGCCCGCCUGAGGUUCACAUCGCCGCUCUGGAGGAUCAGAUUAAUGUCACGGUGCACUUCCCGGAGGGUCUCCUGGAUGACCCCAAAAAGCAAAAAGCCCAAAUCCCCUCCAAACCGUGGACUCUUCGUGACUUCAGCGGGUUCUCCGGCACCAUUAAAGUGAUAUCAGUGAACCGUCCCAAAGAGUCUCAUUCGAUUAAAAUCGAGGACGUCCCUGAAGUCUUCAGCUCUGUCGUAGAAGGUUUGUUUCCGAACACCAAUUACUGCGUAACUGCUGAUAUACGUAUCCCCUUGAAUACAAAUUCCCAGCCGUCGGACUUAAAGUGCAUCUUCCUCGCCUCCACGGUGAAGUCAGAGUCCAUAAAAUCACAAAUAGCAGGAGGGACGUUUGUGUUUGCUUUUCUGUUGGUCGUCGGCCUCACCUGUCUCACGGCCCUGAAAAUCGGAGGCUACAUUUGCUUAAGAAGAAAGUGUCUCCCCAAAGUUUUGGACAUCUCGACCCUCCAGUUCUAUGUGUUCCAAGACCCUCUCCCCGAGAAAACGUUUCCGGUGGAAAUUAUCUGCUGGCUUGGGCGGAAUAGGCCCCCCAAGAGGAUGCCGAGCGGCAGUGACUCAAAUGCCAGCGACACUGAGGACGAGGAGAGGGAGAGCGGCAGUUACAUGGGCCACAUCCUUUCGCACAUCGCCACCGUGACCAGGCAGCCUCCCGAGCCCGAGGAGGACUCGGAACCCGGAGGGGACUCCGAGCAGGAGGAGGACUCCAGAUCCGAAGAGCCGGGCGGCCGGGAGGCCGGGUCCCUCGACCCCGGCUUACCCGCCGGGGCGGCCUCGCCCGAGAACACGGAGAGCCGGGUUUGGGAUCCGGUUCCCGAGAAGGACUGCUUCCCCAGCGGCCACUUGGGGAACAAAGGACACUUCAACAUCAAUUUGAGCUCGGUGUUCGUUAAGAUGGCCAGGGAGGAGGCGGUCGGGGUGAACCAGACCUCAUCGCCUCCUCUGGAGCACCCGGUUCAGAUCGAGCUGGAACCUCUCCUUCCCGCCGACUUGGGCGCGAACUCGUCGCCCCCCAGCCCCGGGUGGAACAUCUCGUCCGAAGAAGUGUCCUCCGAGGACGGCGACUCUUCGGAGGAAUACCUGGGCGACGGGUACAUAACGCGAUGACUCUCGGGCAGACGGACAAAUCCUCGGCACUGAGCGAUCCCGGUCUUCCCAGGGGUGGAGGAGUGAGGGGCGCGAGCGACGGGGCUAGAUUUCAGAACAGCCGUCCGGGGGUGGGAGAGGUAGAAGACGCACUUUGCAGCUCCAUGUCUAUUCCUGACGGGUCUCCCCCAUGCCCGCCACAGUAUUUUCCUAGUCUGGUUCACUCCCUCCCCGGAACCAGCUCUGCCCUCGUCCCCAAGACCACGCGUUGCCAAGGGGAGAGCGGAGACCUCUGACGGCAGUGAGCCAGAAUGCCACGGGACCCACAGCCCGGGACCAGGGGUCAAGGAAUACAACCCGGAGCUAGUCCGGAAGCAGUCGGCGGAACCGAAGUAGGACACGUCUAAGGGAAAGGACUUCCAGACAGGUGGAGUGGAGGCACUAAUGGUGGCCAGAAACAAAAUCCAGGCCGAGCUCCACGUGAGCCGAGGAGAUGGGUGAUAAUUAAGUCACCUCUUCUCUGAGAAAACUCCUUUCACCCCUGGUCCCCAGGGACAUUCUGAAGACGGUUCUCAGAUGGCUCUCCAAGUCGUAGGCUUGGAGGCGCCGAGGAGAUCGGAUGGGAAGACAGCUUACCUAGCUCUGAGGGCCCAGGGAUGGUUUAAUAAUAACUGUGGUAUUUGUUUAAGCGCUUACUAGGUGCCAGGCACUGUACUAAGCGCUAGGGUGAACACAA
Messenger RNA from Ornithorhynchus anatinus (platypus), 2495 nucleotides. It is a transcript of the gene IFNAR2, whose product is annotated as interferon alpha and beta receptor subunit 2. Bases 212 to 1780 code for a protein of 522 amino acids. Gene Ontology annotation, molecular function: interleukin-22 receptor activity; protein binding. The transcript has 9 exons. The record is from RefSeq and is a predicted model, not a curated record. NCBI's taxonomy places the organism in Eukaryota, Metazoa, Chordata, Mammalia, Monotremata, Ornithorhynchidae.